ACAGAGCCGGGUCCAGCUCGCCCACCCCUCCUUUCCUUUCCCGUGGUGUGGGAGAGUGGGGACAGAAUAGCCAAUGGAGCACGAAUUGCGGCAGGAGUGGUGGAUUAUUUAUAGGGAAUGGACAGAAAAAGACAGGCGUGACCCAGCCUUUAACUCCUUCCAAAGUUCACACUGCACUGCGCUCAGUGCCACAAAAGGGCGCACCGGAUCAUUUUGCUCAGCCCAAGGCGCGCACCCCAGGACUCAGCUCCGCUGCUUCUAUAGUGGGGAACAUGGAUGGGCAGCCUGUUCUUCUCCUCUGCUUCCUUCUGCCUGGGAUGCUGCUCUCAGACGGCGCCAAAAUUCUAACUGUCACCUUGGUGGGUGGAAGCCACUAUCUACUGAUGGACCGGGUAUCUCAGAUUCUUCAAGAUCAUGGUCAUGAUGUGACCUUGCUUUACCAGGGAGGAUCUUUGUAUUCAGACUUCAAAGGGGAGGAAAAAUCAUACCAAAUGAUCACUUGGCAUCCACCUGAAUAUUAUAGAAAAGAAUUUAUGAAGCAUUUAAAUUUAUUUUUGGAAGAAGCUUUGCAUGGCAGAUUAACAUUUGAAGACUUUUUAAAUUUUAUGGGACAACUUGGGAGUCAGUGCAAUGUUUUUCUAAGACGGAAGGAUAUCAUAGAUUCUCUAAAGAAUGAAAACUUUGACCUGGUGAUAGUUGAAACUUUUGACUACUGUCCUUUACUGGUUGCUGAGAAGCUUGGGAAACCAUUUGUGUCCAUCUUUCCCAAUGCGUUUGGUGUAGUGGACUUUGGGCUACCUCAACCCAUCUCUUAUGUUCCAGUCUUCGAUUCCUUACUAACUGACCGCAUGGACUUCUGGGGCCGAGUGAAGAACUUUCUGAUGUUCUUUGAUUUUUCCAUGAAGCAAAGGCAAAUCCAGGCUCAGUAUGAUGAUGCCAUCAGGGAGCACUUCCCAGAAGGCUCUAGGCCAGUGUUGUCUCAUCUUCUACUGAAAGUAGAGCUGUGGUUUGUUAACUCUGACUUUGCUCUUGAAUUUGCUCGGCCCCUGCUUCCCAACACUGUUUAUAUUGGAGGCUUAACUGCCAAAGCUACUAAACCAGUACCGCAAGACUUUGAGAACUUCAUUGCCAAGUUUGGAGACUCUGGUUUUGUGCUUGUGGCCCUGGGCUCCACGUCGAACAGUUAUCAGACCCAGGAGGUCAUCAAGGAGAUGAAUGAUGCCUUUGCUCAGCUCCCUCAGCGGGUGAUAUGGAAGUGUAAGCGCUCUAAUUGGCCAAAAGAUGUGAAAUUGGCAGCAAAUGUGAAAAUCGAGGACUGGCUUCCUCAGAGUGACCUCUUGGCUCACCCUAGCAUCCGUCUUUUUGUCACCCAUGGUGGGCAGAAUAGCAUAUUGGAGGCCAUCCAACAUGGUGUGCCCAUGGUGGGGAUUCCCUUCUUUGGAGACCAGGCUGAAAACAUGCUCCGAGUAGAAGCCAAAAACUUUGGCGUCUCUAUCCAGUUAAAGCAGCUCAAGGCAGAGACUUUGGCUCUCAAGAUGAAACAAGUCAUAGAAGACAAGAGGUUCAAAUCUGCAGCCAUGGCCGCCAGCAUCAUCAGGCGCUCCCACCCACUGACCCCCUCCCAGCGGCUGGUGGGCUGGAUCAACCACAUCCUCCAGACAGGGGAUGGGGCACACCUCAAGCCUUAUGCCUUCCAGCAGCCGUGGCACGAGCAGUACUUGCUUGAUGUCUUGUCGUUCCUGCUGGCAGUCACUCUGGGUUCCUUGUGGCUUUGUGGGAAGCUGCUGGGCAUGGUGGCCAGGUGGCUGUGUGGGGCCAGGAAACUGAAGCAGAUGUGAUGUGGAUGCAUCUGAGGGCUGGGUGUGUCAGGCAGUUUCCCCCAGCACAGACCGCACCUGGCUUUCUCCCCAUCAUCUCCACUUGCUGGUUUUCCUACAAAUUGUUCUUUACUCUUUUCUGCCUCUGUUCAGAAAUCUUUUUGCUGCACUCUCCCUUUCUUGAUUUGCCCGUGUGGGAAUUGGGCCACCUCUACUCAAUAUAAAGCCUUCAUCAGCCAGCACUGGCUUCCUCCUCUCUCCUUUUUCCUAGGCCCAGGUCUCUGACAACCUCAUCCUCUCUGUGCAGGUGACUUCUCAGUCUCUUCCCCCCAUUUUUCCUUCCAUCACUUUUAAUAAACAUAUACGAUAUUCGGCAAAUUUUCCAUUUUUGGC
Molecule: messenger RNA, 2210 nt
Organism: Choloepus didactylus (southern two-toed sloth)
Lineage: Eukaryota; Metazoa; Chordata; Mammalia; Pilosa; Megalonychidae
Product: UDP-glucuronosyltransferase 3A2-like
Exons: 7
Coding region: 273-1838 (521 amino acids)
Molecular function (GO): UDP-glycosyltransferase activity
Source: RefSeq, a predicted model, not a curated record